Rubroshorea leprosula is the source of this 1759-nucleotide messenger RNA. The record is from the annotation of a GenBank genome assembly. NCBI's taxonomy places the organism in Eukaryota, Viridiplantae, Streptophyta, Magnoliopsida, Malvales, Dipterocarpaceae.
CUUCCUAAUAAUUGCUUUUUCUUCUCCUGUCCAGUCUCCACUAGACUGCUCUUGGCAAAUCAUAAUCAAAAAGGAAAAAGAAUCGGAACUCAUAAUUGUUUUGUUCAUUUUGUUAGCCUUGAUUUUCAGAAAAUGAAUCUGUUUGUGGUAAGAUCGGCGAUGCGAAGGCUAAUCAACGGCCGGAGUUAUGUUAGCGGCGGCGCGAGGAGUGCGGUGAUAUUAAGGCCUGCAGUGGGGAUAAGCGCACGAGAGAGCGGCAUGGCGUUUGAAGGCUUUUGGUGGAGGAUGAUGAGCGACUCUGCAUCGAUGGAGAAGGUAUCUCUUCAGAACGACAAGGGAAAAAAGGAGAAUUCUGGUGCGGAGAAAGAGAGGAGUAAGGAGAAUCGAGUAGUUUCGAGUUACUGGGGAGUCUCACAGCCUAAGAUCAUCAGGGAGGACGGCACUGAGUGGCCGUGGAACUGUUUCAUGCCAUGGGAAACAGACCGGGCUGACCUAUCCAUUGAUUUGACUAAGCACCAUGUCCCAAAGAACUUUAUUGAUAAAGUUGCAUACAGAACAGUGAAAAUCCUUCGAGUUCCCACAGAUCUAUUUUUCCAGAGACGGUAUGGAUGCCGUGCUAUGAUGCUGGAAACUGUGGCAGCUGUUCCUGGUAUGGUGGGAGGGAUGCUAUUGCACCUGAGGUCUCUUCGCAAGUUUCAGCAAAGUGGUGGUUGGAUUAAAGCUUUGCUCGAAGAAGCAGAAAAUGAGAGAAUGCACUUGAUGACAAUGGUGGAGCUUGUGCAACCCAAAUGGUAUGAGAGGCUUAUGGUUUUGACUGUGCAAGGAAUAUUCUUUAAUGCCUUCUUUGUUCUCUAUAUACUCUCCCCCAAAUUGGCGCAUAGAAUUGUUGGGUAUUUGGAGGAGGAAGCAAUUCACUCAUAUACAGAAUUUUUAAAGGACAUUAAUAGUGGUGCAAUAAAAAAUGUUCCAGCCCCUGCUAUUGCAAUAGACUAUUGGAGGUUACCUAAAGAUGCUACCCUGAAGGAUGUUGUUACUGUGAUUCGUGCUGAUGAAGCUCACCAUCGGGAUGUCAAUCAUUUUGCUUCUGUAAGUAUUACUCUUUGUUAAGGUCUCAAAUUAUUACUUACUAACUGUGAUUUUAUUUCUAGUUUUUUUCAUCACUAAGCUAAUGAAGAACUGAUCAUAUGAUUAACUUGAUGAGUUCAACAGCCGUGUUGAUCUCAUUAUCAAACAUUUUUUGCAUUUGAAGAUUAGAUGGGCACGUAUAUAUUUUUAAAAUUUCACCAUGGGGAUGGGUACGUUUGGUCUACUUGUAAGUUUUGCUUUUGAUUCUUCCCUCCCCCUUUAUUUUUUCUUUGGUCUGAAAUCAUAAAUUCUCUUCCCUGGUUGCUUGUAUGUCAUAAUAGCAAAAUGCUGUAUAGAUCUCGUUUCAUCUUAAUGACUGUAAUUGGAGUUUUUAUCAUUCUUGUAUGCAGGAUAUUCAUUUUCAGGGAAAGGAAUUGAGAGAGGCACCAGCUCCUCUUGGUUAUCGUUGAAACUAUUUUGAAUGUAGUGAUUCAUGGACAAAUUCACAUAUGAGGGAAACCAAUAGAAUUAAUGAUCUAUUUGUAAAUGUUUUAAACUGUGAUCCGCACUAGGGUGGAUACUUUUGCCGUGUGAUUGUAUGAGUGAAAAUUAGAUGUAGAUUUUUAACUAAUUAUGCCUGAAUUCCAUGAUUUCUACUUUCUAGACAUUUAUUUCGUCUAUUUACUUAUCUUCU